AUGGAACCGGUAAAAGCAUCACCAGAAGCCGGAACUCAUCCAAUUGUAACCAAGAAGUAUAAAAAAGUCAAGAAAAUCAUCCAUCGCGAUGGAAGAGAAGAAAUUGUUAUUCCUUCUAAAAAAUCAGCGCAACAAAACAAUGAAAAUAUCUCCAAAGAUACUUCAUCUGAUCAUAAAAAUGCACCAAAUCAAAAUAAACUAGACGAGAAGCAAGAAAAUAAUAAAUCUAAUUCUUCACAUAGUUAUUCUUCAGAUUCAGAGUCAAACAGCAGUUCUUCUCAUCAUAAAAAUACUAAUUCGAACAAAGAAAUCGAAAGUAAAGAACAUAAAAGUGGAAACGAACAAAUUCAAACAGAAAACAACAAUAAACCGAAUAAAAUGAAGAAAGAUACAGAAGAACAGCGCAUUUCUCUCAAAGAACUAUCAGGUAGAUUCAAUAGAAAUUUAAAUUCAAUUGAAAUCGAAAGUUCUACUCAUUCAGCAUCGAAUUCACACGAAGAGAAGAAAGAAGAUACAUCAGAAUCAAGUGAAGAUACAGACUUAUACAAUGAAGAAGAAGAGGAGGAAGAAGAAGAUAUUUCAUCAGAAAAAUCAGAGUCUUCUUCUGAACAUGUUAAGGAGGAACAGAAGGAGAAAGUCGAAGAAAUUAAAGAUGCAGUGAAAGAAAUUGUCAAAAUUGAACAGAAGCAAGAAUCAAAUAAAGUUGAAGAAAAAACUAAGAGCGAAAGCAGUGAAUACGAAGAGGAAGAUUUCGAAGAAGAAGAGGAGGACGAGGAGGAAGAAGAUUAUUCAGAGCCAGCAACAAUACAAACAACAAAAAGCGAAUCACAAGAUGAAAGUCAAGAACACGUAAUUUCACAGACUCCCGAUGCAUUAAAAGCACUUAUUCCAUCACCAAUGCCACAAAGAGAUAGCAAUACAAUCUCAAAUACAUUUUCUGGCGAUGAAAUUAUGAAAGAUUUCCUCAAAGCAGAAAGUUCAUCAGAAUCAGACAACAAAAAGCCAAAAGAAGUCAAGAAAGAAGAACCAAAACAACAAAUUCAAAAAGAAAAACCAGCUAAAAAACAAAUUUCAGAUGAAUCUUCAAGUUCAAGUGAAAGUUCUGAUGAUGAACAUGAGAAAUCUAAAGAAUACACACCGAUACUACCUAAAUCAGUGAAGAAGAGAAGUCUCAGAGGCAAAGAUUAUCCAACACCUCCAACAACAAUUUCAACAGAAACAUAUUCGCCAGAAAAAACAAAACAAGAAGAACAGAAACCAAUCGAAAACUCUCCACUUCCUAAAGAACCUCGAAAGAGAGUCGAAAUCAUCGAAGCUCCUCAGUCUUCUUCAUCAUCUUCAUCGGAAGAAGAAGACGAUGGAUACGUCAAACCAUCAGUUGGAGCAUUCGGAGUUAUUGCUAAAAGAAAGAGACCAAUCAGGAAUCCAGACAGAAUCCAGCUUCCCGCAAUGGUUACAGUCGAAGAUAACAAUGAAACAACAAGCACAUUCGAUAAAACAAACGAAGAAGAAGAAGAAACAAAAGAAGUCGAAAAGAAAGAAGAAAAAACUGAAGAAAAAGUUGUUGAAAAAACAGAAACAAAUUCAGAAGAUUUUGAAGAAGAGGACGAGGAAGAAGAAGAUGAGGAGGAAGAGGAAGCAAGUAUAUUAAGUAGUGCUAACGCAGAAUCAUCAAGUAAUGCAGAAGAAGAAGUUAAAAAGAGAGAAAUUUCAAAUUCAUCAUCUUCUUCAUCAGAUUCAGAAAAAAGUAACAAAAAAGAAAAAGAACCAAAACAAACUCCUGUUGAAAAAGUUAUCAGAUACGUCAGUCAGAUACAAGAGAGUAGUGAUGAAAAUGAUGAUGAAUAUGAAUAUUAUGAUUAUGAUGAAGAAGAAGAGGAAGAAGAUUAUGAUGAAGAAGAAGAGGAAGAAGAUUAUGAUGAAGAAGAAAGCGAAGACAUCACACAAAAGAAAUUACAUUUCAUCGAAGUCACAUCAUCAUCAACAAUCGACAACAAAGAAGAAGACAACAACAAGAAGCAAUUUAUUGAACAAGAGAGUUCCACAAUUGAUACAACAAUGACAACAGAUGAAUCUAGUGAAAAUUCAGAUGCUAAAAUACGAAUUUUCAUUUACAAAGGUAAAAAGAUUCCACUUGAGAAAUCAAUUGAGAGACAAAAGAGAAGAAGGAUGAGGAAAGAAAGAAUGAAACAAAGAGACAUCACAAUAACACAAGACUCUUCAGCAACAGAAACAUCAGAAUCUAAUAACAACGUUGAUUUGUCAUCAAUUAAAAUCAAAGAAAAUGUUACAAGUUCAGAUUCAAAUGAUGACAAAGGUUCUGUUUUGUUAUUCAAAUCAAGACCUUCUAUCAACAAGGAACCAGACCAGAAACAGUUAAAUACAAGAGUAUUAAUCCAAGAGCCAACAGAUGACAAAGCAAGUAUCACAAGAUCAUCAAGAAGAGGACGAGGUUCUAAUGCAGGAAUUUCACCACAAAAUUCUAAAUCAAGUUUCGCUCCUUUGAAGCUUGGACGUGGAGACGACGAUCAAGAUGAGAUGUCACAAGAAGAUAAAGACAGAUUGAAAGCGAUCCAAGAUAAAAUUAGACGUGAAUUGGCUAUAGAACAAGAGAUAGAAACACAGAAAUACAGACAAGAAAAGUUGGCAAACACUCCAUUAGGAAUCAACGUUUUCCCAGUUAGAACACAAAAAGAAGAACAGAAACGAGUUUCAUUCUUGGUUAUUGACAAUGAACAGACUGAAAAGAAAGAAACCGAACGUAAAGAAGAAAACAAAAAUGAAGAGAAACAACAGAAGAGGAGAAGGAGGAAGAAAGAAAAACCAGAGGAACAAAAACCAAAAGAAGAAGAAAAACCGCAUGAAAAAACUAAAAUCUGGAGAGAUGACAUAAAAGAAGAUAUUGAAUACAUAAUUUCACCAAAGAAACACAUUGAAGUCGAAGAAAACCAUGAAGAAAAACAUAAAGAAGAGAAAAUUGAAGAAAAACCAAAACCAGAAAAAGUUGAAGAAAAAACAAUAGAAGAAAAAAUCGAAAUUGAAGUUAAGACUCCUCAUAAACACAGACCACAAAGAGGACAACCACAGACACAAACAGAAGAUAAGACACAGGAAACUGUGGAAGAAAAACAGAAAAUAGAAGAAAAGUUUGAAGAAAAACCAAAAGUUGAAGAAGUCAAAGAAAAUAAAGUUGACGAGAAGCCGAAAGAAGAACGACACCGAAUUAAACUUAGGAUCAAGAAACAUAAAGGUGAUUCUCAUAAUAAACAAGAAGUUAAGCUUCCUAAAGUUCCUGAACACAUCAAAAAGUCAUCUUCAUCAAGUUCUAUUAGUAGCCAUGACUUCCCUGAACCUCUCAGAAGUCAACACAAAGCUAAGAAAUCUUCGAAGCAAAAAGAUAAUUUCUCAAAUGUUGGAUUCAACAAAUCAAGUUCAUCUGACGAAUCAAUCUAA
Molecule: messenger RNA, 3453 nt
Organism: Trichomonas vaginalis G3
Lineage: Eukaryota; Parabasalia; Trichomonadida; Trichomonadidae
Exons: 1
Coding region: 1-3453 (1150 amino acids)
Source: RefSeq, a predicted model, not a curated record